Molecule: messenger RNA, 4212 nt
Organism: Polyodon spathula (Mississippi paddlefish)
Lineage: Eukaryota; Metazoa; Chordata; Actinopteri; Acipenseriformes; Polyodontidae
Product: synaptobrevin homolog YKT6
Exons: 8
Coding region: 215-811 (198 amino acids)
Biological process (GO): endoplasmic reticulum to Golgi vesicle-mediated transport
Cellular component (GO): Golgi apparatus
Molecular function (GO): SNAP receptor activity
Source: RefSeq, a predicted model, not a curated record
GUUAGGGAAGAAAAGGGAGUUUCUGUCUUGGAUUGCAUCUCGAUUUUUAUUUUCAGAGAUUGUGUUUUUUAAUAUACCAUUUUCAUCAGCCCGUCUUGUGGAUACUUAGGUCGAGAACCUGGAGUGAGGACAGGAGAGAAACGGAGUGCCCACAGCGAGAGGAAUCCAGACUCGGGGUUGUUGGAAGGACGUGUGAUUGUCAGGGUGACUCGCCAUGAAGCUGUACAGCCUGAGUGUUCUCCAUAAAGGGGCUUCCAAAGCCAACCUCCUCAAAGCAGCCUAUGACUUGUCCUCCUUCAGCUUCUUUCAGAGGUCCAGUGUGCAGGAGUUCAUGACCUUUACCAGCGCCCUGAUUGUGGAACGUUCAUCGCAUGGAAGCCGGGCGUCUGUCAAGGAACAAGAGUAUCUGUGCCACGUGUACGUGCGUAACGACUCGCUGAGCGCUGUGGUGAUCGCUGACAACGAGUACCCUUCCAGAGUCUGCUUCACUCUGCUCGAUAAGGUAUUGGAUGAAUUCUCGAAGCAGGUGGACAGGAUAGACUGGCCUUCUGGCUCUCCAGCUACAAUCAACUACACAACACUAGACGGUUACCUCGCCAAAUACCAGAAUCCUCGGGAGGCUGAUCCUAUGUCCAAAGUACAGGCAGAACUGGAUGAAACCAAAAUCAUUCUGCACAACACAAUGGAGUCCUUGUUGGAGAGAGGUGAGAAGCUGGAUGAUUUAGUCCAGAAGUCUGAACACUUGGGAAACCAAUCCAAAGCCUUUUACAAAACUGCUCGCAAGCAGAACUCGUGCUGUGAGAUCAUGUGAUCCUCCUCACCAGGCCCCCUGGACCUACUGAUCUGUGACCAUUAAGCCUUCUUUAACAUUCAGAACAGAGUCUCGAGCAUACAGACACAAGAGCAGACACUUAACAAUGCUUUUCCUCGGGGGAAUGGGUGGGGAGGGGGGGGAGAUUAUUUGACAUCUCUCUUUUACUUCAGAGAGCUUUAAAAGCUGGGGGAGGCCAGUGUGAGACGUAUAUUAAGUUUUUAUCUGAUUUAAGAAAAUAAAAUUAUUUUUAAUGAAUUCGUUAAAUGCAAAGGGGGCUGAUUUGAAAGAGUGCGCCACAUUCUGCAAGUUUGUGGUUUUUUUUGUUCUUCCUGCUGGCAGUUUUAACUGUGUUCAGUAUUUAUAUCAGAUUCUGUAUUCAUCAGUGCAGAAGUGUUGCCUAGAGCAUUAUCUUGCCCAUUUACCCAGUUUCCUGUUUGAAUUUAAAAACAAAUCAAGAAAUAUCAUCUGCCAUGGGCCAAGAUAAUUUAUCUCUUUUUUUUUUUGUAUCUGAUUAAAACAAACGUAUCAAUAUGUUUUUGCAGCGAUGUGCUUGGCAGAUAUUUGUAUUUGUAGUAUGUUUUGUUUUUUUAAUUGCUCUGCACAAUGGAAAUUAACUUAAUGAACAACAAUCUGGCAAGCAGGAAGCUGUUCCUGAGUAUAUUUAAGUGCUUUAUUAAAAGCCACAUUGCCUAGGGAAUCAAAAAAGCAUCUUGUUUUGUGUAUUGUGGUUUAGUCUGAUAACUUGAUGAUGUCAUUGCUUUACAGAAGUGAAGUGGUUUAUCUGCUCAUAGUUAGGAUGGCAAGAAUUAAAACAUGGUACAUCUUUCCCAGAUGCACAAGACAUCUGGAUCAUUGCUUAAUGCAGCGUGUCUGUGCUUUUACUGCAGAUGCAGUCUGUAUCAUGAUAGUCUUUUUACAAGCAUACAUGUUUUAUUCUAAAUUAAAAUCGUAGAUGAAAACACACACUGUUGAAGCCUGCAGUGUAUAACAGAGUUUGCAUGAUUCAAUUUUUUUUAUCUAUUUUUCCAUUUUCUAUCAUCAUUUAUUAGUUUUUGCAAACAUGGAUUUUUGGCAUGUUUAAUAAUCACCAGCGUAUUUUACUAUCUCUGAGAAUGCGGAACUUCUGUAGGCCAGUAUAAAAAUGACCAUUAGAGGUGCGCACCAUUAAUUUCUUCCCCACUGAAACUGUAAUUUUAAAUAUUGCAGACAAAGGUGAAAAGUAAAUUACUGGUGCACACUCCCAGUGGACUUUUUUUAAAAACUGGCUUAAUUUUACAAAUUUCAGCUUGCCCAAUAUCCAUGAGAACAGCAAGAGCAGUAUAUGAUGAUAAAGAACACACAUAACAUUAACAGAUAAAAAAAAAAGUAAUGCAAAGCCACUCAAAUCUAUUUUCUUACCUCGGACAGUAUUGAAGCUGAAGAUCUUUUCUUCUUUGUUUUUCUUGCUUUUUUUUUUUUUUUUUGCAUCUGCAGAUUUGUAAAGUAAAGAUCCUCUGUGUUGGCAAAGGCAUUAAAUGUAAACGCUUGUCUACUUCUCAGUCUAGGUAAAUAACAGGAUACAAGUCUUAAGCAAUUUUCAAGAAAGUCACUUCAUUCUUUCAAAUCGGUCCCCUGAUCCUCUUUGUUCGGGACCGUUUCCCUGAGCUGGACCUGUUCAAAUCUUUUUCAAACCAGACUGGUCUCUACAUGCAUAGAUACACUGUUUAAAAUACUGAAGAAAGUAUCUUGUGUAGCUGUAAUUCACAAAUUUUGUUGUUGGGGUUGUCCAAUUCAUUAAUUCCUUUCUUGCAAAAAAAGUUUUUUUGUGUUACCAAUGAAAACUCAUGACAGCCUACAACCUGUUAUAUAAUUUUUUAUUUAGCGUAAAACUGGUUCCCACAGAGAAAUAUCUUCGGGAGUACAAUGAACCACUGUAACCCGCUGGAGUACCAUUCUAGCACAAUCAUUUCAUUUAAAACCUGGUGGUAUAGUAUGGUCUACAGUAAGACUGACCCAUUCUGAAGGCAGCCUCUGAAUAUUCAAAGAUCUGUCCCAGCAGUAAUUGACCCAGCUUUUCUGGGGCAUGGGGUGGGGGAGUGUGUGGGUGAUGUUUUUUUUUUUUUUUUUUUUUUUAAAUGAUGGUUACGUGCAUCAGCAUAAAAUUAAAUUCUUACAAAUGUUAUCUUCAAGAAACAAAUUUUAAGGAAGAUACAUUGCAAGACCUAGCUUCCCAUUAAUUAUAUGAUGAUUCCAGCAGAAGCUUAACAAAAACUCCAUGUAUUUCUGCUGUCAGUUCCUGUGUAAUUUGGCUGUGUGUGUGUGUGUGUGUGUUCCCGUGACUGUGCUUACUAAUGGACAGUGUUUGUGACUUGGACACAAUGCUCCAGUACUAUUGCUGUUAAAUUGUAUGUGCUGUGUGCAAUAUUUUUACACUCUUGCUAUUCUGGUGUCUGGUUUACAAUCUUGUGCCCAUAGGCUUUCAUUAAAGUGUCUUCUGGAUUGUUAAAGAGCAUGUGUGGGGAAAAAAGCUCCUUUGACAGGCCUUGCAGUGACCCAUUGACUCCUGAAAACACAGGUUGAAUCGGAAACAUUUUUCAAUUCCAAAACUUGUCACAUUGUUAGUUGCAAAUUUUGAGAUUCAUCUUGGGUAUUUCUUGAAGCUGGUGGGAAAAAAAAGACUAACUAUUGUAUGAUUUUAAAAAAGCUGUGGAAAGACAAUAGAUUCCCUCUGGGUAGCAGUCAAUUGAGCCAUCCAGAGAUUACAUACAUUUGAGUUUGUGUACUGAGGCUUAGACGUGAUUCAGUAAUAAAAUGAGUUUGCAUUUCUGCCUCAAAAGGAGAGCCCAAAGUCUGGUCAGUGCUGCUUUUCAUGAGCAUCAAGUGACUACAUUUGCUGUCAUUCACAACUGUUGCUGGACUCCUAUGUGAAUCUCUUUUGAGAAGUUAAGAAGUGUGUGGGCACAAUCUCAUAUCACAGCAGGGUUAACUUUACUCCUUUUGGGAAUUGUACCACCAUUGUGGGUUUUUUUUUUUUUUUUUUUUUUUUUUUCUGCAUGGAAAAGAUUUGGUUCCAUAGCAUUUAACACUAGAUAAAGUAAUAUUUUAAAUCUUACCCACAUUCUGAUCUUAAUGGUAUCUGUAAACCAAUUUACAAAAAAAAAAAAAUCCAUUCUAUUAAUCUACAUUUUUAUUUUCCCCCUUUUCUAUAAACAAGCUCAUUUGUAAAUGUGCAAUUUAUUGUCGUUUUCUAAACUGACUCGUAGCUUGGCAGAUAGUUAACACUGUAAACCUGUCAGUAAAAAAAAAAAAAAAAAAAAUUAGUUUAUUUUAAUAAAUGUUGCCUAAUCUCUUCUCUAAUUGCUGUUUACAUUAAUUGUAAUCUUGCCUAUAUAAAGUGUAUAAAGUUUGCUUUGGGAAAA